Molecule: messenger RNA, 3479 nt
Organism: Anguilla rostrata (American eel)
Lineage: Eukaryota; Metazoa; Chordata; Actinopteri; Anguilliformes; Anguillidae
Exons: 3
Coding region: 848-3268 (806 amino acids)
Molecular function (GO): catalytic activity
Source: RefSeq, a predicted model, not a curated record
UCCUCGGCGUGACUAGAGCUUCACUUCCGUCCCUCUGAGUAGCUAGUCUAAGUAUUGUUUUGCUUGUUAGUUGUGUCUUGUGGCCUUAAUUUGCCUUAGUUUCUUUAAAUUAGUCGUCUUUGCUUGUUGCGUCGUCAUUAGUGAUUUGUAGCCAGCUGUUUUUACCGGUUAAACUCCUAGUCUUGAUUGAUUGUCAGCUGUGCAAUAUUGGUAGUAAUUAGUAUCGCGUAAAUCUUUGAUCGGUAACUUUGUUUCAUCCCCGUUUUAUCUGCGCAGCUGUUUUGGUUCAAGGUAUUGUAAAUUGCUUGUAUUUGAUCCGUUUAGAGCCGCUUAUCGCUACAUUAUUUGAGUAAUUACGCGGCACUUCAAAUAGUGUUUCUGAGCGACGCUAGUUUAAAACUGCUGCUUUCUAGAACUUCUUCAGAAAGUGCAUUCUCCUCGGCGUGACUAGAGCUUCACUUCCGUCCCUCUGAGUAGCUAGUCUAAGUAUUGUUUUGCUUGUUAGUUGUGUCUUGUGGCCUUAAUUUGCCUUAGUUUCUUUAAAUUAGUCGUCUUUGCUUGUUGCGUCGUCAUUAGUGAUUUGUAGCCAGCUGUUUUUACCGGUUAAACUCCUAGUCUUGAUUGAUUGUCAGCUGUGCAAUAUUGGUAGUAAUUAGUAUCGCGUAAAUCUUUGAUCGGUAACUUUGUUUCAUCCCCGUUUUAUCUGCGCAGCUGUUUUGGUUCAAGGUAUUGUAAAUUGCGUGUAUUUGAUCCGUUUAGAGCCGCUUAUCGCUACAUUAUUUGAGUAAUUACGCGGCACUUCAAAUAGUGUUUCUGAGCGACGCUAGCGUCGCUCCUCCUCAGUUUUAUGCAAGCUCUUCCCAUCUCUGUCUGCUCUCUGCCCUACAGCACCCGGUUCCAAAGACGUGGCCCCCCUAAGCGACGGAACCCAGCUAACCUCUCCUACCCCCAGCUAUCUCCCUGCAAUAACUGCACAGUUGCUGGAGGACUUUGGAACUGCCAGUCUGCUUCAAAGAAGGCUGAUUUCAUCUCAGCCUAUGCCUCCCUGCUCUCCCUUGAUUUCCUUGCCCUCACUGAGACAUGGAUCACCCCAGAGAACACUGCAACCCCUGCUGCCCUCUCCUCUUUCUUUUCAUUCUCCCACACUCCCCGACCAUCAGGCCGUGGUGGUGGCACUGGUCUCCUAAUCUCUCCCUCCUGGAAAUACUCAGCCCUACCUCUCUCUGACCUACCCCGAUUCAGUUUUGAAUACCAUUCUGUUUCAAUCACCUGUCCAACUAAUCUAUACAUUGUUGUCAUUUAUCGCCCCCCAGGUCCACUGGGAAACUUCAUCGAUGAGCUGGAUAUCCUACUCAGCUCUUUCCCUGAGGACGGCACCCCACUGAUCCUGCUUGGAGAUUUCAACCUCCACCUGGAAACAUCCCAGUCUUCAGCUGUCCUACAUCUCCUCCACUCCUUUGACCUCUCCCUACAGUCAUCUCCCCCUACCCACAAGGCGGGCAACCUCCUCGACCUGGUUUUUCUGAGGAAUAGCCCUUGCACCGAUAUCACUGUAACCCCUCUGCACACCUCUGACCACCACUUCGUUUCCUUCUCCCUCCCCCUUGCUCCCUCUCACCCACCUUCUCCCCCCACACCCACUGUAUCUGUCCGCCGCAAUCUCUGCUCCCUCUCAACCUCCUCUCUUGCUUCAUCUGUCACUGCUGCCCUCCCUCCUCUCGAAUCCUUCACUACCCUCCCCACUGAUUCUGCAUCCACCUCCCUACUUUCCUCCCUUACAUCUGCUCUUGACUCCCUCUGCCCCACUGUCUCUAGGCCAACACGUCCAUCUCCUCCCCGCCCGUGGAUGUCCAAUGCCAUACGCACCUCCAGGGUUGGACUCCGUGCAGCAGAGAGGAAGUGGAGGACAUCCAGAGAUGCUUUAGACCUCUCUGCCUACCAAUCCCUCCUUGCAGCGUUCUCCUCCACGGUGACUGCUGCCAAGGCAAUCUCACCCGAGAUUCUCCCAUUCAUCACCUCCCUGGUUAACUCCUCCCUGACAUCCGGCUGCUUCCCGUCAACCUUCAAGAAGGCCCUCAUCUCCCCCCUCCUGAAAAAGACCACACUAGACCCCUCCAUCAUUGGGAACUACAGACCGGUAUCUCUCCUUCCAUUUCUGUCAAAAACCAUUGAACGUGCUGCAUCAAAUCAACUCUCUGUGUUUCUUUCACAGAAUGAGCUCCUCGAUCCCCAUCAGUCUGGAUUCAGACCAGGCCACUCGACAGAGACCGCACUCCUCUCUGUCAACGAAGCUCUCCACGCAGCCCGAGCAGCCUCCCUCUCCUCCGUCUUAUUACUUCUGGACCUAUCGGCAGCCUUCGACACAGUCGACCACCCCACCCUCCUGUCCUCCCUAUCUGCAAUGGGGAUCUGUGGCACAGUCCUCAAUUGGAUUGAGUCUUACCUCUCAGAUCGCUCCUUCCAGGUCUCAGCCCGCAUCACUGCCUGCCUGAGUGAUAUUCAGAGCUGGAUGGUCCGCCACCAUCUCAAGCUCAAUCCAGGUAAGACAGAGCUCAUUUAUAUUCCGGCUCUUAACUCCCCUCUCUCUGAUCUCUCUAUCUCCCUAGGUAAUACCAUCCUCACACCGUCACCCUCAACUAGAAACCUUGGCGUGGUGAUGGACAACAGACUGUCCCUCACCGAGCACAUUUCAGCAGUGACACGUUCAUGCAGGUUCUUCCUGUAUAACAUCCGGAGGAUCCGCCCCUUCCUCACAACUUACUCGACCCAACUCCUCGUCCAGGCAGUGGUCCUGUCCCGCCUGGACUACUGUAACUCCCUGCUUGCUGGCCUCCCAGCAUCAUCUAUCAGACCCCUGCAACUCAUCCAGAACGCAGCAGCGCGUCUGGUCUUCAACCUCCCCAGACAUUCCCACGUUACCCCCCUGCUCACCACCCUCCACUGGCUCCCCGUGAUGGCUCGCAUCAAAUUUAAAACAUUAGUGCUUGCCUUCAAAGCAGCCAGGGGGUCAGCCCCUCCCUAUCUACGUCAACUCAUCAGACCCUACACCCCAGCUAGACCUCUCCGUUCUGCUGCCACAUGUCGCCUGGUCCCUGCCCCGGCUCGCACCAGCACCCGGUCACGCCUCCUGUCUGUUCUAGCCCCACGGUGGUGGAAUGACCUUCCUGUGCAAGUCAGAACAGCAGAGACCCUGGCCGUCUUCAAACGUAGACUGAAGACUCACCUCUUCAAGCUACAUCUCACCUCAUCACCCCCCACUACCCUCUAACAUUUUCUUUUCUAAAAAAAAAAAAAAAAAAAAAAAAAAAAAAAAAAAAAUAGGGUGUACAAUUCACACUUAUACCUAAGCAAAGUUAUACCUAUUGUAGCUCUCUUGCAGGAAUGUUGUAAAGCGCUUGUCUCUGAGUUUUGUAAUGCACUUGUUGUAAGUCGCUCUGGAUAAGAGCGUCUGCUAAGAACCUAUAAUGUAAUGUAAUGUA